AUGAAUUUUGAUAUUGGUACCCUUAAUAACAUGAUUCGUGAGAAUCUUAAGGCAAAGUAUUAUCCCGCAAAUUGGAAUAAGGAUAAAAACGAAAUACUAGAACAACAGUUGGAGGAACAAGUGAAACAGUUAAUUACAAGCAACUCAGUUAAUCGCCCAAGUUCAGCAAGCACCAUCAGCGAGCCGAAGCAGACGAAAGAGAAUUACAAUGAUGAAACAAGAGGAGAACCAAGAUUAUUUAAUAGCUCAGCCCGAUGGCACCUUAAUUAUAUUCAAACUCCAAAGACCGAAAAAAAUAAGGGAGAUUGUGCUAAUUGUCAUAUUUUGUCCCGAGAAAUUAAGGACAUUAGGCAAGAGUUAGUUGAAUUAAAAGCUCGUGUAAGACAAUUAGAAAUAAGUUUAGAAGUAAACGUGGACGAUUUUGGCCGAGUUAUUGAAAAAGAGCGAGAAGGACAACCAGAGCCCGAGAAGCAGCUGAAUAUAACCGAAAGAAGUAUGCCGACGCUAAGGAUAUUAUAA
Molecule: messenger RNA, 519 nt
Organism: Ambispora leptoticha
Lineage: Eukaryota; Fungi; Glomeromycota; Glomeromycetes; Archaeosporales; Ambisporaceae
Source: the annotation of a GenBank genome assembly